AUGUUAUUCAAUUUUUUUCAUAUAAGAAAAAUUUCAAUAAUUUACAAAAUUUUUCAAAUUUUAUACAUGACCAACAAUAAUCCGAGUAUUCCUACAUGGUUUAAUGAAAAUAAUGAUCAAACUCACAACAACAAUGAUAGAAACUUGUUCCUUGAGAGCAAGCCAACAUUAGAGCUACCACCACCUCCGAAGCCCACUAAUAAUAAAGAAGAACCUGAUGAACCAAACGCAAAUUGGUGGGAGCGUGAUAGUUUGGUUUCUACAGAUAAUAUGAGUCUUAUGAUUGAUAAUGAAAUGCUUGGUGAUAAAGAAAGAAAAACCAGAAAGCAGGAAAUUGAAGCAGAAUAUCCGGAUCCUUCUAAAACAACAAGACCGUAUAGAGGAAGGAGGCAUAGAAAUUCACGAAGAAUUGAAUCAAAGAAAGAAAAACCAAAAGCAUUUGGUGUAGCAGAAGAGGAAGAUAAAAAUGAUGCUAAGAAAGAGGAAGAUGAGAAACCAAGAAUCGUUAUACUUGAAGCUAAGUCUCCAGCUAUAUGGACAUAUGGUUGUAUGGUAUUAAUUCUCCUUGUCUUUUUCGGUGAAUGCAUUCAACAAAAAUGGAUAGAUUCUAUGAACUCUAAUCCUCUCAUUGGUCCUAGUUCAGAUAAUGUUGUAAUACUUGGUGCAAAAUAUGGUCCUUCGAUUCUUGAUGGUGAAAUUUGGCGUUUUAUUACAGCAAUAUUUUUACAUCUUGGUCUAGUACAGCUUGUAUUUUCAGAAGGUUUGUUAUUUGUUACGCUUCCCGUCGAGAUUGAUGGUGGCUACUGGCGCUGUUUCUUUAUUUUCUUCAUUGCAGGUACAUAUGGAUGGAUUUUAUCUAGUUUAUUCUCUCCAAACAUGAUCGGAGCUGGCACAUCUGGUGCAGUUUUGGGAUUAAUGAUGGUUAUGAUGUGCGAUUUAAUAACUAGCUGGAAAACUGCCGAAAAGAAGGGAUUCAAGCUUGGAAAGAUGAUCGUUUGCAUUGCAGCAUGUAUCAUUUUUGGAUUACUUCCAUUCAUGGAUAAUUUCAGCCACAUUGGAGGAAUCAUUGUUGGUAUCCUUUGCUCAAUUAUGAUUCUUCCUAACAUGACAAUGUCGCGUGCAAGUACGAUUUGCCAUGGUUUGACUGCUUUCCUUGCCUUUCCAAUAUUAACAAUCAUUUACUCGGCAACAUUAGUUGGCUUUUAUCGUGCUGCAGAUACAACCACUGGAUUAUGUCCUGCUUGCAGAGUAAUUAAUUGUAUUAACAUCAAGAACUGGUGUACAGGUUAUGGAACUAAUACAGUAUCCGUUUCAUACUGGCCACCAGAUUAA
Molecule: messenger RNA, 1332 nt
Organism: Trichomonas vaginalis G3
Lineage: Eukaryota; Parabasalia; Trichomonadida; Trichomonadidae
Product: serine-type endopeptidase protein
Exons: 1
Coding region: 1-1332 (443 amino acids)
Biological process (GO): proteolysis
Cellular component (GO): membrane
Molecular function (GO): serine-type endopeptidase activity
Source: RefSeq, a predicted model, not a curated record